CUGGCGGCGACCUUUGAUCUUUUUCUCUUCCCUCUCGACACCCCGUCCUCAUAGCUCCCCCGACCCGACCCGACCCGACCCCGACCCGAUCAGGCUCUCUGGCUCCUCCUCCUGCAAUGCCCCUCACCCAAAACCCCCCCGUCCCUGCUUCGGCCUCUUCCAAGAAGAAGAAGGUCAAGAAGCCCAUCUCUCCCGAAAAGUACAACGCUCUCCUCGCCAGCAAGUACCCUUUCAACAUCAGCAACUCCAACGCCAAGGGCCGCCACGCUCUUGCCACCACCGACAUUGCUCCUGGAACGAUUGUCUAUGAAGAGAAGGCCUAUACCCUGAUCGUCGCCCACCCCUCCAAGGACCAGUUCUGCCACCACUGUAUCGAGCCCAUCAAGGAGGAGGCAAAGGACGAGAUCAUCCGGUGCGAGGCCUGCGACAGCGUCCUGUACUGCGGCAACGAGUGCAAGGAGCUCAACGCCGCCCACCACGAGCUCGAGUGCCCCGUCCUUCCCAAGCUCGUUGAGAUUGCCCAGGAACACAACAUCAACGUCGACCUCUUGAGACUCAUCCUCGGCAUCUUGACCCGCAAGACCCUGCAAGAGUCCGGUAACGAGAGCAGCCAUGACUCUCUCUCUCCCUGGGACUGCGUGGUUGAUCUCUCUGUUCACCGCGAGGCCUUUGACAAGACUUGGAUCAAGAGCAUCUCCGAUGCCGCUGCCAAGGUGGUCGAGCUGCUGCCCGAGAACAUGAAGCUUCCCACCAACGAAGUUGUUGAUUUGGCUUGCCGAAUCAACUCCAACGCCCACAGCAUGCAAGACACCGAGGGCAAGACCCAGGUGGCUGCCUUUGGUCUGUUCCCUCUCGGAAGCCUUUUCUUCCGACACAGCUGCGCCCCCAAUGUGCACUUUUCUGGCGAGAAGGGCCGAUUCACUUACCGUGCCAUCAAGGAAAUCAAGGCCGGCCAGGAAAUCCUCGUCUCCCACGUUGCCGAUCUGUACGCCCCUCGCUCGGACCGUCGCCAGGAGCUCAUGAUCUCCAAGCACAUCAAGUGCGACUGCUCGCGCUGCAAGGUGCCCAUGGCCAAGUCCUUGGACCGUUUCGUCGACGGCUUCCUUUGCGAGAGCUGCCACACCGGCAUCUAUCUGCCCGAGUUCCAGGACAUCCCCGUCGAGGCCAAGGAAGGCGAUGUUGUCCCUGCUGAGGAAAGCCAGACCCCCCAGCGGCGAUUGGUCAUCAAGUGCGACCACUGCGACUACGUUGCCAACGACCGCAGACUCGCCGAGAUCCGCAACAACCUUGUCCGCGAGUACAAGGCCAACAUCGAGCUCCUGCAGCAGCAGAACCUCAAGGAUGCUUCCAAGGGCCUCCAGACCUGGAUCGAGACCUAUGCCACCGGCGGCCGUUACGUCCACCCCUACAACGCCAUUCUACUCAACACUCGUGUCAACCUCCUGAACGUCCUCACGCUCCUCGGCGAGUUCGAGGCCGCCCUGCAGGUCAACCGCGACCUCAUCGCCACCUACGAGGCCUCAGAGCUGAUUCCCCGCAACUGGCCUGACAUGGCCGAGCUCUACAACAACCUCGGCGAGCUCAUGGCCCAUGUUGCCAAGCUCAGGCUCAAGGCCCCUGUUGAGCCCGAGGCCGACACUCCCCGACAGCACCAGCAGCCGACCAACCGCUCCCAGCUCAAGGGCAGAGCCGCUAUCAACGCCGCUGCCUCUUCGAAGAAGCCUCUCACCCCGGCCCAAGUUGCCAAGGCUAACGAGGCUGCUUCCAAGAAGCUGGCCAAAGAGGCCCUGGGUGCCUUUGCUCGCGCAUACGAAAUCAGCUCGGUUGUCUUUGGCGAGGAUAGCAAGAAGGCUCAGGAGUACAAGGCCAAAGCCAAGAUCUAAGUGUCGCCGGCCGGCGGUUAUGACUGGAUAUAUCGUGCAGUGAUCGACGCAUGGGUAGUUCUUUCCUGUAUCCACACGUGCAGCUUUUCCAAGAAAUGAUGACGGGACGCCCCGCAUAAUCUCCAGG
This is a messenger RNA of Polychytrium aggregatum, 2010 nucleotides long. RefSeq lists its product as uncharacterized. The record is from RefSeq and is a predicted model, not a curated record. The transcript has 5 exons. Gene Ontology annotation, molecular function: protein binding. The coding region runs from base 117 to 1883 and encodes 588 amino acids. Lineage: Eukaryota; Fungi; Chytridiomycota; Chytridiomycetes; Polychytriales.